UGAAGAAGUGAAUUCUUUCUUCAUUAUAAAAGUAUGCUUUGGACUACGUAAAGAUACAUCGAGUUCUAAAUAAUUGUGAACUAUUUAGAGACACAAGUUUCGAACGUCUUUGAUAAGUGUUAUAUACCAAUUCUAUUUUAUCUCAAUGCGAAAUAUCUAGAUUACGGAUCUUUAAGACCAAUUUGUAAAACCUUCUUGUAAUUUUAUAAUCUAUAAAUAAUGCCAAUUAUAACAAUCUUGUAUAGAAUGCUUAAAUAAAGUAAUGAUUUCUCUUAACCUGUACCUUUUUCUGAACGAAUUUGAGACGAAUUUGUUUUACUUAACCUAACGUUCAAGUAUUUGGUAAUAAUUUUUAACGAAGAAUUAGACGUUCGUUAAAAAAUGUACGAUACAUGCCAUCCUAGCUAUUAUUACAUUGGAAAACUGGGAUGUACCGAUCCAAUAAAAAUAAGCACGACGUUUUACGUUUAUAUCGAGCUGUGCGAAGCAAGGAGAUAUUGGGAGGUUAAUUACAAAUAUAACGAAAGUCUGGAUCUACUCUAUUUGGAAGUGAAAAGGAAAAAGAAUUCAGAAAUAGAAAUUUACGUGCCUUGGUCAACAUUGUACAAUAUAUCCCUCGACAAAAUUGAAAACAUACAGCAAGGUUUGAAUGUCGAAAGGGUCACGUUUGUGUUUAAGUCCGAAGACAGUACCAGUGUAAUUUACAAAGCAACUAGGGGUCUUGUAAAACCUAUGGCCCCCGAAGCAACAAAGUCGAUGAAGGAAAAAGAGGAAAGGAAAGCUCAAUUGGAGAAGGAGAUUCGAAAGAAUACUUCCAACUUGUACGAGCUAGCAAAGUCUUUGAACGCGGAGCACAGCGAUCAAAAUGAGCCUGGUACGAGCCACGAAUUUCGCGACUGAAAUAUAUAGAGUUGUGUAGACCGGUUUAAUAUCGACUGGACUACCAUCAAAGAUUGAAACAGUACCAAAGUCCAAGAGUCAACGAAAAUUGACAUUGAAAACAUUGAAGAGGAAAGGAAAGCUCAAUUGGAAAAGGAGAUUCGAAAGAAUACUUCCAACUUGUACGAGCUAGCAAAGUCUUUGAACGCGGAGAACAGCGAUCAAAAUGAGCCUGGUACGAGCCACGAAUUUCGCGACUGAAAUAUAUAGAGUUGUGUAGACCGGUUUAAUAUCGACUGGACUACCAUCAAAGAUUGAAACAGUACCAAAGUCCAAGAGUCAACGAAAAUUGACAUUGAAAACAUUGAAGAGGAAAGGAAAGCUCAAUUGGAAAAGGAGAUUCGAAAGAAUACUUCCAACUUGUACGAGCUAGCAAAGUCUUUGAACGCGGAGCACAGCGAUCAAAAUGAGCCUGGUACGAGCCACGAAUUUCGCGACUGAAAUAUAUAGAGUUGUGUAGACCGGUUUAAUAUCGACUGGACUACCAUCAAAGAUUGAAACAGUACCAAAGUCCAAGAGUCAACGAAAAUUGACAUUGAAAACAUUGAAGAGGAAAGGAAAGCUCAAUUGGAGAAGGAGAUUCGAAAGAAUACUUCCAACUUGUACGAGCUAGCAAAGUCUUUGAACGCGGAGAACAGCGAUCAAAAUGAGCCUGGUACGAGCCACGAAUUUCGCGACUGAAAUAUAUAGAGUUGUGUAGACCGGUUUAAUAUCGACUGGACUACCAUCAAAGUUUGAAACAGUACCAAAGUCCAAGAGUCAACGAAAAUUGACAUUGAAAACAUUGAAGAGGAAAGGAAAGCUCAAUUGGAAAAGGAGAUUCGAAAGAAUACUUCCAACUUGUACGAGCUAGCAAAGUCUUUGAACGCGGAGAACAGCGAUCAAAAUGAGCCUGGUACGAGCCGGGAAUUUCGCGACUGAAAUAUAUAGAGUUGUGUAGACCGGUUUAAUAUCGACUGGACUACCAUCAAAGAUUGAAACGGUACCAAAGUCCAAGAGUUAACGAAAAUUUCCAUUGAAAACUCGUUCUGUAUUGCUUUCAGAUAUUUAUUAUUCAAAGUAUUACUUGUAUCAUUGAAAUAUUGUAUAUUCGAGAGAAGUACCGCUAAAAGUAACUUAACUAUUCGGAGUGAUAUGUAUUAAGCUGCCACUGCAAAUGUAUACGUUAAAUAAAUUACUCAUUAAGGAUAUUCCGUAGGCAUCCUUUAUGUAGGGUUACUAACCUAUGUGUGUACGUGAUUUAGUAAACGCUACGAGGCACAUGCUGUUUUCAUUACUAUAGGAUAAAGAUAAAUAUAGCGAACAUUUUACCUAGGGUUAGAACUUAGCAGUCCUACGUUAUUUCGUAUAUAUAUAUAUAUAUAAAAAUAAGUAACGAAAGUAUAUUCUAACAAGGUUUCUACCACGAGUGUUAAAAAUAGAUCUAUCUACAAAAAAAUUGGCGACACUUGUAUUGUAUAUACAUUUUCUCGAUCAUCGGUUUUCGAACGAUACUUCAUUUUUAAAGUUGCAGUACACAUACAAAAUUUCACGCCGUUAAAAGCCGUUAAAAGUAUCACACUCAUGUACGUGUGAUGUUAAUACAAUGUUUUCUUUCCUCAUAAUCAUAUAUAUAUAUAUGUGCUGUAUACGGAUAAGUAUACAUACGUUUCGAGCAUAACAUAGUACGUAAGUAAUACGUCGACAAGAAAAUAUUUUUUUUUUUUUUAUAGAAUUAUAUAUGUUUAUAGAAAUGUGUAUUUUGGCAGUCAGGCAUGUAGAGAAGUAACGUAACUCAUUAUUUACGUGAUACAAAAAUAAACACGCUUUUUAAAUAUCAAUAAAAAGUUAUAUCCUUUCUGUUUAUUGUACCUUUACUUUCUUCAGGCGGUUCGAGAUAGUUUCAUUGAAAUCGAAACGGUAAACGUUUCCGAGGAUCCGGAUGCAACAUAUUUUCUUGCCCGUUACAUAAACGAAACGUUGCCACGCGGUUUCUCAACGUCCCUUGUACGUUCUAACUAAAGUUACAGUAAUCCAACUAAAUUUUAAAACUUACGUACGAGAAUUAUAUAAAAACAGGCACAUUAUAAAUAAUGCGUUGCACGAGCACCUCUGUAUAAUUAGGUUUUCAUUCGAAAGUGCACGAUCUCGGUAAAAAACAGUUACCAAAUGAUAAUUUAUUCGGUGCAUUAAGGCAACUAGAAUUCGAGAUUACUCGAAACUAUCACACGUGAUACGAUCAGCUGUCUGUUUCGCAAUUUUCAAUACUUUUUUUUAUUUUUUUGUUGUUCUCUUCGGGAAGACGAACAACGAUCUCCAAUUUUGUACAAUUAAAUUUUACAAUGCAAGAAAAUUCCAAAUGAAACCCAUUCGUGUAAUUAUCACAGCAUUGUAAUUUAUAAAUAUCGUAAACCAUUAAUCGUCGCUUUUCGCUGAAUCGUAAUUAGAAAUUUACGCGAUCAAAAGCAAUCUCUAUACUUCGUCAGGUUCCAUUUAAAAAGUUCUUAUUAUACAAAAACGCGAUACCAACUAUUUAAUUUUACAAAUGUCUUAUAUAAAAAAAAAACGAUAUUAGAAAUGAAUCCGAUGAGUCGAUAUGGUUAUUAACGAAGGAAUCACUGAUAUAAUUAUGCAUUGCAACUCUUAAUAGUAACUAGUAUAUUAUAUGGUACUAGUGGUACUUUUUAGAAAUUAUUUAUACGGGAAUACGGAUUUACUAUUUUAAAUAAAUUUAUAGUACGUAGAAGACAACAAUUCUAACAAAACGAUGUUAGUAGAAAACUCUUUCAAGUAACUAAGAUGUAAUGCAUAUAUUACGAUGUAAUUGUCUACAAAACCGGAGUACAAAAAAAAAAAAUGGAAACUAUAAGACGAUAUCUAUAAUUAAACGUGAAUAAUGAGUACUAACAAUGUGCUAUGAACUUGUGUUACCGUUGUGAUAGUGUUACGUGAUAUACCAAGCUGAACUAUUGUACUUAUGGAUCUUAUGCGUUAUCAAUUUCCGACGUUUGGUUACAUAUUUACAAAGUAUAGCACUAGAAAACGUAAAGAUAUGUAACUAAAUGGAGGAGUUACGAUUAACAGGGAUAUCAUAUAGGAAUCAAACCUGGAGAAAUUUGUACGACAAAAAAAAAGAAGUCGAUAUAUAUUCAGAUUGCGUGUAAAUAAUCGAUCAAAUCGUCCGAUCGUCUUAAUGGUUAGGUACACGUGACUAAUGUAAUGAGAGUGCCAGGUGUUAAUUGUAGAUUAGAUUGAUCAACAUUGUUAUACAUAGUGCCAUUUCCUCGUUCAAUUCUCUAUCACAUGAGCAUGAGCAAAUACAACUACAUUUUGAUUUAUUUUAUGCACUUUAUGAAUCUUUUAUAUGUUUAUACAGCGAGUAUCCUUUCAACGUUACACGAGGACAUAAAUCUGGAGUAGUUGAGAAAAAAUGAUUAUUAUACAUAAGAAUGAUAGGGGUGUUAUGAUGAUAAUUGUAAAAUAAUACUUCGAUCUAAACAGAAUCAAUUUCAGACGUUUUGGUCAAUAUUUAGAAUCACGAUUACAAGAUUCCCGAUAGAUCGCGUACGAAGCGGUAGAAAUCUUUAUAAAUUUGGAUCCCAAACAGUAAUAGUGUCGUAUCAAAAUAUGGAACAUGCUAGAAAAAGUAUAUGUACUAUUUAUGUUUCUUUUUUCCUGCCUAUCGGGGGUCGAUUAAAUGUGAACGUUACUUUAAAGAUAUCUCAAAUGACUACAAAUAUCUCUUACAUUGUAUACUGUAAAUAAUUGCGGUAAAUGUAAAUCUGAACGUAUAGCUACUGAGUUAAAAGCCUGAAAUUCAUAUAUUAAUUAAAAACCUGAGAUUCAACGGUAGAACAUAAUUUCUUUUUUUUUUUUUCUUUUUUUUUUUUAAUUCUCUAUAUCCGAUUAUAUCCAUGAUAUUAAAAAUAAAACAUCUGUACAAUACAAUAACAUUACGAAAUGUGGAACAUGUUAUUCUGUCAAUUGAACGAAUACAUAUAUAAUUACCGAUGUUGCUGAUUGCGAUUCGAUUGCCCUUAAAAUGAUGUCUGAAAAAAGUAAAUAGAACACUAAAUGAUUUGCGUAUCAAAUUUAACA
This is a messenger RNA of Colletes gigas, 5016 nucleotides long. RefSeq lists its product as uncharacterized. Gene Ontology annotation, molecular function: nucleic acid binding. The coding region runs from base 382 to 900 and encodes 172 amino acids. Gene Ontology annotation, biological process: tRNA splicing, via endonucleolytic cleavage and ligation. The transcript is spliced from 4 exons. Lineage: Eukaryota; Metazoa; Arthropoda; Insecta; Hymenoptera; Colletidae. The record is from RefSeq and is a predicted model, not a curated record.